AUGCCUGAAACGGGGAUCCAGCCUCCGGCGCGGAAACUCGACGAGUUCGAGCAGCUCGUCUAUGAUUAUACGGGGCGUAUGGGCCUGGGGAGCGAAGAGCACUGGGAUGUCGACGGCCGCAAAUGUAAUCUCCGCUUCGAAUCCGCGACUCGUGGGCCCCCAGCCAAAGUCUCGUUCCUGAUCACCAUCACGCCGUCACUAAGCAACUACUUGGGCAACCUACAUGGCGGCUGUGCUGCGACGCUAAUUGACGUUCUAUCUACGACAAUCCUGCUCGGAGUAUCGGAACCGGGCAAAUUCUCGUUCGGCGGAGUGAGUCGUAACCUCAAGGUGACUUACCUGCGCCCGGUGCCGACGGGCACGGAGGCACGCAUCGUAUGCGAGAUAGUCCAUGUGGGGAAGCGGUUGGCGCUCUUACGGGCGGAGAUCCAGAAGGCCGAUACCGGUGAUCUAUGUGUGGUAGGCGAGCAUGAAAAGGCCAAUACCGACCCGGAAGUGACCCAGCGGAUCUAA
Messenger RNA from Penicillium macrosclerotiorum, 513 nucleotides. Its product is annotated as PaaI family thioesterase. Gene Ontology annotation, molecular function: fatty acyl-CoA hydrolase activity. The record is from RefSeq and is a predicted model, not a curated record. Lineage: Eukaryota; Fungi; Ascomycota; Eurotiomycetes; Eurotiales; Aspergillaceae. The transcript has 2 exons. The coding region runs from base 1 to 513 and encodes 170 amino acids.